Molecule: messenger RNA, 1715 nt
Organism: Dendronephthya gigantea
Lineage: Eukaryota; Metazoa; Cnidaria; Anthozoa; Malacalcyonacea; Nephtheidae
Product: copper chaperone for superoxide dismutase-like
Exons: 9
Coding region: 728-1531 (267 amino acids)
Biological process (GO): removal of superoxide radicals
Molecular function (GO): copper ion binding
Source: RefSeq, a predicted model, not a curated record
GACAAAAAAGUGUUUAAUAACUAUUUAAAUAUUUGAAACAUUGUUUGAAUAAUAUCUGCGUUCUUUUUAUGCAGAGUAUUCAGAGAUAUACACACCUGGUUUUCUUUUCUUGCAACGAAGAGCGAAUUUCCUUUCCACCGCAUCGUCCACAUGGUCUUGAAAACUGACUGUCGAGUGUCGAUCACUCAAUCUGCCAAAAACUGUCACAUGACCGAAACUGCAGCUUGUGAUUGGCUAAUUUGGUCACACCACAUUGCCCACAAUGCAAUAGACCACUGACCUGUAUUUAUUAUGACCAGUGAAUUCGAUUCUUCUGGACUAUAUCCUAUUUUUGAGUGGGAUAAUGUUUCAUAUUUUUAUUUCACUGUUUGGUAGUGUUUGCAACCUAAAACAGAACAAAUUUAAGCAAAUUCUUGAUAAACCUCGCAAUAAUUGGUGCUCAGGCGGAUCUGAAAUAGCCUCACUGCCCGCAGAACAGGCUCCUCCAGGAAUUAUUAUAUAGCUCAGUGGCCCCCUACCCACAUUUAUAGGUCAGUGGGGCCCAAUGACCUUAAUAUACACUGGACAGCUGGAUAAUUUGUGUGAAAAAUAAUAUAAAUCUACAACCUUAUUAAACAUACUAUUUCUGAUUGGUCCAUUCUUCUCAGUUAAUUUGCAAUUAGUACUGCUAAUAUGCAGUAACUAUCAGUAACUAUAGAGGAGACUUUACUAACUUCAAACAAGGAAAAUGGCUGGGUCAGAAGGCAACAGUUUAACUAAGAUGGAGUUUGCUGUUCAGAUGACUUGCCAAAGUUGUGUCUUGAGCAUUCAGGCAGCACUAGAGUCAGCAAAAGGAGUUGAAUCUUUCAACAUUAAUUUACAUGAUGAACAAGUAACAGUAGAAACAAACUUGCCUUCUGGUUUGAUACAACAGAUCCUUGAGCAGACAGGAAGAAAAGCGAUAUUGCGUGGCCAUGGUGCAACACAAGAUAGGAGUACAUUCCAUAUUGGAGCCGCUGUUGCAAUUAUGUCCGGUGAAAAUAACAUUCAAGGUGUAAUACGGUUUGUUCAAGUUGAUAACAAAAGAUGUAUAAUUGAUGGUACUAUAGAUGAACUACAACCAGGUGCACAUGGACUACACAUACAUGAGCUGGGUGAUAUUUCUAAUGGCUGUGAAAGUUUAGGGGAUCAUUACAAUCCAAACAACUGCGAACAUGGAGGAAUGUUUGAUGAAGAAAAGCAUAUUGGUGAUUUGGGAAACAUAAUUGCAGAUAAAAAAAAGCGUGCACAGUUUCGUUUGGAAAGUUAUGAUGUUAAGGUGUGGGAUGUAAUUGGUCGAUCAAUUGUUGUGAGUGAACAUGAAGAUGAUUUAGGAAGGGAAAACAAUCCACAAUCAAAAAUUGAUGGCAACUCUGGACUCAGACUUGCAUGUGGUAUUAUUGCAAGGUCAGCUGGAUUAUUUCAAAACACGAAAAAGUUCUGCGCAUGUACUGGGAUGACUUUGUGGGAAGAACGAGACUUGAAAAAAGAGCACCCACUUUCUCAACUCUAAUGUGAUUGAAUAUGCUAAAUAGAUCAGACAAUUUUAUUAUCCUGUUGUGUCCCAGUCUAACCUCAUUUGCACUGUAAAAGCUGGACUGAUUUCAAAUCAGAAAAUAUAUACCUGUCCCCAGUGGCGUAGCCAGCCCGACAAUUUAGUCAAGCUAUGCUAAUAUUUUGGUGUUCAUCGACUGUAA